Molecule: messenger RNA, 2377 nt
Organism: Musa acuminata subsp. malaccensis (wild Malaysian banana)
Lineage: Eukaryota; Viridiplantae; Streptophyta; Magnoliopsida; Zingiberales; Musaceae
Product: long-chain-alcohol oxidase FAO2
Molecular function (GO): long-chain-alcohol oxidase activity; flavin adenine dinucleotide binding
Source: RefSeq, a predicted model, not a curated record
AGAAGGCAUGGAGAGGAGGGGAGGCCACCCGCUGCUGAGAGGAGGCAGGAGAGCGGAGAAGGGAGGCUACCGCCAUGGCCUCUCGGCCGCCCAGAUGCGGACGCUGUCCGCCAUGUGUGGGACCUUCGUACCCACCGUGCCCAUCGAGGCCGCCUGCCUCGGUGGUGGAAAGGAUGAGGCGCCCGACGAGGCCGUCGAGGCCUUCUUCCUUGCUUCCGGCUCCGACUCCCCUGUGCCGGAUGAGGUUGCAGAGCUCUUGGUGAGGAGGGGCCAGAAGGAAGCUGUUGCUCUGGUUAAAUUGGUCCUGUGGGUCCUUGCUACAAGGCUGGGCACACUUGUCCUUUGUGGAUCUCUCAGUCUGUCAUGGAGGUUCCCAUUCAUCAACAAGUUCUCAGACAUGCCUGUGGAGAAGAGGGAACACAUUCUAAUGAAAUGGAACAGGGAGAAGUCCUUCAUAUUCCUGAGGCUGGUGUUUGUGAUAGUCAAGGUCUUCUGUCUCUAUGUCUUCUACUCUAUGACUAAUGAAGAGGAGGAAAAUAGAGCGUGGAAAGCAAUUGGGUACAACACUCCCUCCGAGGAGAAACCACACAAGUCUCGAGGAGAGAGGCCGCUUGAGAAAGGCAUCAUCGAGACCAUGGACAAGACGGACUCCUCGCUCCGCCAAUCUCUGAUCGAGAAAGGCCUGGCGGUCACCGACAACCCUCGGGAACACACCUAUACCAUCAACUGUGAUGUCGUCAUAGCUGGUUCCGGCUGCGGCGGUGGAGUCGCUGCUGCAGUGCUUGCGAGCUCCGGCCACAAGGUGGUAGUGGUCGAGAAAGGCAACUACUUCACGGCGGAAGACUACACCGCUCUGGAAGCCCCGUCCAUGGAUCAGUUGUAUGAGGCCGGUGGAAUCUUAAGCAGUCUUGACGUGAAGAUGAUGCUCAUGGCUGGCUCCACGGUGGGGGGUGGCUCAGCUGUUAACUGGGCAGCUUGUGUUAGGACACCGGAUUUUGUGCUUAGGGAAUGGGCAGAAGAACACCAUCUUCGACUCUUCGACUCGCCGACCUAUACCUCAGCCAUGGAUUCGGUCUGUGCAAGGCUUGGUGUCACGGAGAAGUGCACCAAGGAAGGAUUUCAGAACCAAGUUCUUCGAAGGGGAUGCCAGAAUUUGGGCCUCGAGGUGGAGUCGGUGCCAAGAAACUCUUCCGAGGACCAUUACUGCGGUACAUGCUGUUAUGGUUGCAGGAGCGGAGAUAAACGUGGCACGGAUACUACUUGGCUGGUUGAUGCGGUCGACCGUGGUGCAGUGAUCAUCACUGCAUGCAAGGCCGAGAGGUUCAUAAUCGAAGAGGACAGGCAAGACAGCAGCAGCAAGAAGAAGAAGAAAUGUUUGGGACUGAUUGCAAGAACAUUGAACAACGCGAUCACCAAGACGCUAAGGAUCGAAGCCAAGGCAACCAUUUCUGCCUGUGGAUCUCUGUUAACACCGCCACUGAUGGUCGCCAGCGGUCUCAGGAACCCCAACAUAGGCAAGAACCUUCGUCUUCACCCGGUAUUGCUUGCCUGGGGCUACUUCCCGGAAUCCGUAUCGGACCUCAAGGGCAACAUCUUCGAAGGAGGGAUCAUCACCUCACUGCACAAAGUGAAAGCUUCCGAGAAUUCAAACGCGACGCGUUCGAUCAUAGAGACGGCGGUGUUGGGGCCUGCGUCGUUUGCCACCCUGUUCCCAUGGGUGUCAGGAAAGGACAUGAAGGAGAAGAUGUUCAGGUACAGUCGAACGGCACACGUCUUUGCGCUGGUAAGAGACCGAGGAGCGGGAACUAUCGAGGGAGAGGGGAGGCUUAAGUAUCGGUUAGAUAGGUCGGACAAGGAGAAUCUGAGGGAAGGGCUGCGGAGAGCUCUGAGGAUUCUGGUGGCGGCCGGUGCGGCGGAGGUGGGGACUCACAGGAGCGACGGGCAAACGAUCAAAUGUAAAGGGAUGAAGGAAGAGGAGUUGGAGGAGUUCUUGGAUGGGAUCGACAGUGUGGGUGGUCCGAGGUCUAGGAGUGAUGUGUGGACCCUGCACUGCUCGGCGCAUCAGAUGGGGAGCUGCAGGAUGGGGGCGAGCGAGGAGGAGGGUGGGGUGGAUGAGAGAGGGGAGAGCUGGGAGGCAGGGGGGCUGUUUGUGUGUGAUGGGAGUGUAGUCCCCACUGCAGUUGGGGUCAAUCCCAUGAUCACCAUCCAAGCCAUUGCUUACUGCCUCUCCGAGGGGAUAGCUGAGUACCUGAAGAGGAGGGCAUGAGUGUGGUGGUGUUUGAUUGCUGCUCUAUAUUAUCUUUGGGUUGUUUUGGCUACUUAAGAAGCUGCAAUUCUAUAAACAAUUAGCUUAUGCUAAGUGAGCUGCUGGUUGUGU